Messenger RNA from Cyprinus carpio (common carp), 2988 nucleotides. RefSeq names its product vitamin K-dependent protein S-like. The record is from RefSeq and is a predicted model, not a curated record. Lineage: Eukaryota; Metazoa; Chordata; Actinopteri; Cypriniformes; Cyprinidae. Gene Ontology annotation, molecular function: calcium ion binding. Gene Ontology annotation, cellular component: extracellular region.
CAAAUCAGCUGCAAUUCCUGUUACAUAAUUUCCUUUUAACUUCAGUGUGUCCACUCGCCUGCCUGAGCGCAGCGACCAGCUGAGGGCUACUAGUCUACCCAUGGUUAACCCAUACUGGCCCGUCAUGAGCGUGUGGCCGAACUAGAGGAAGGUGAGCAGGAAGAACCCCGUGUUUGAGUUCGGUUCCGAAGCGGGAGUCUCUGGAGCGGCUGACCGUGUCGAAGAGCGGGAGCAUGCGGAGGCUGUCUGCGGCGCGGAGCGGCUCUCUGCUCGGCCUCGUGCUGCUGCUGCUGCGCGCUGAACUCUGCGGAGCACAGCGAUUUCUCUCACAGAAUAAAGCGUCUCAGUUCCUGCUGCGACACAGACGAGCUAACACUCUGUUUGAGGAGAGCAAGAAAGGAAACCUGGAGCGCGAGUGCAUCGAGGAGCUGUGCAAUAAAGAGGAGGCGCGGGAAAUCUUCGAGAACAAUCUGGAAACGGAAUAUUUCUAUCCCAAGUAUGUUGUGUGUCUGGGCUCUCACCGCGUCGGGAUCAAUACUCCAAACUCUCAGCCUGGGAUCCCUCAGAACCUGCGCACCUGUGUUCAAGAGAUCAGUAACCAGUGUCUGCCGCUGCCGUGUCACGCGGACGGUUAUGAGCGCUGUGUGGACGGUCAGGGCUCCUUCACCUGUGUGUGUAAAGCGGGAUGGAGGGGUCAGCGCUGUGAGCAGGAUAUUAAUGAGUGUGAAGACCCAAUAUUCCCUGCGGGCUGCAGCCAAAAGUGUGAGAACCUCCCCGGCAGCUUCAUGUGCAGCUGUGAGAAGGGCUUCUACAUCCACCACAACAUCCACUGCAUCGAUAUCAAUGAGUGUGUCCUGUACCCCCCUGUGUGUGUGGAACCUGCUCAAUGUGUUAACGCUCCGGGAACGUUCGAGUGCCGCUGCCCGCUGGGAUACCAGUACAACAUGAGCUCACACGAGUGUGUCGAUCUGGACGAGUGUGAGGGGCAGGUGUGUGAGGGCGAGUGUGUGAACACCGUGGGCAGUUUCUCUUGUCACUGUGACGGGCGUAAAGCUGUGCGUCUGGCGGAGGACGGCCGUCAGUGUGAGAAGAUCCCCAAGUGUCUGGAUCUGUACGACAGUAAACAUGAGGAGAUGCUGUAUCUGGGAGAGCAGUUCUCCGGUUUACCCGUCAUUUACCUGCGCUUCCGUCUGCAGGCCGACACCAAGUUUGCAGCUGAAUUUGAUUUCCGUACGUUUGAUCCCGAGGGCGUGAUUCUGUACGCUGAGUCUGCGCAGGACUCCUGGUUUCUGUUGGGUUUACGGUCCGGCCGCAUCGACCACCACAACAACAAACACUCCACCAACAAGACCACCAGAGGAAAAAAAGCCAUCAACGACGGCCGGUGGCACAUGAUCUCGGUGGAGGAGCUGAUGGGAAGCGUCAGUGUGAAGAUCAAUAAAGAAGCCGUCAUGAGCAUCAGCAGUCCUGAGAGGCUCUUCAGCCCCGUCAACAACAAACUAGAGACUAAACUGUACAUCGCCGGCCUUCCUAAUCGCAACGAGAGCCUCGUCAAACCGAUCAACCCGAGGCUGGACGGCUGCAUCCACGGCUGGAAUCUGAUGAAUCAGGGAGCGUCUGGAGUGAAGGAGGUGAUUCAGGAGAAGAAGAGCAAGCACUGUUACAUGAAUGUGGAGAAAGGCUCGUUCUUCAGCGGCGGAGGCCUGGCGCUCUUCAACAUCGACUACAGCAGGAUGGCUCUCUGGACGCUGGAUGUUGUGAUGAGCAUCCGUCCGUCCAGCAGCACUGGAGUGUUGUUUGCUCUGGUCAGCAAUGGCUCCGUCCCGCUCUCUGUUGCCGUGGUGACGCGACGACAGGAUGAUGCAGUAAAAAGGGACCUGCAGGUGUUUGUGGAUGGCGUGUGUGUAGUGACGCUGCAGUCUCUGAUGCUGUGUAAGCCGGAGCGGAUGCUGGUGGAGAUGAGAGCAUCAGCCGACGGGAUCCAGGUCACGGCAAACUCCUCCAGCGUGUCUUACAGCGACUCCGAGACGCUCAGCGCGGCACUAACCAGACUCUCCAGCGCCAUGCAGGCUCCCGUCCACACAUACAUCGGAGGACUGCCAGAUCUGCCGCUGUCCGUGUCUCCGGUCUCGGCCUUCUACCACGGCUGUCUGGAGAUCAGUGUGAACGGACAGCAGCUGGACUUCGACGAGGCCGUCAGUAAAGACAACAGCAUCAAGUCUCACUCCUGUCCUCCCGUCUCCGCCCCGGACCCAGCCGCUCUAGACAGGAAGUGACAUCACCGCCUGAGCCGCUGCGUCGGUCUGCGAGUUCCUGUCAGACACAUGAUUCGGGGUUCUUUGUGUUUUUAAUUGAUCCGCUCAUUAGUCGACUGAUGACUAAACUGUGAAGGAGCUUGAGAAGCUCGUGAGACGCCUCUCGUAUUCACUGCAGUGUUUUUAUUGUUGUUGUGUAUCUUUAACCAGGUUUUUACUCUCACUACAGCGCGUCUGUUUGGAUCUUGUAUAUAACACACUAAUCUGAAUGUGAUGUGAAUAUGUUUAGCUGGAUAUUGAACAUUAGUGACGCAUUAAUUAUUGUAAUAAAACAUGAAAAUGCAGCUUGUUGUUGUCAUGGAAACUCAAAUCUCACCUUCUUAGACACAAAUGAGUGUUUAACUGUUUAAUUAAUUACCGCUUAACUUUGACUUAUACAGUGUGUGGUCCUGAGGAAAACCAGGAAUUAUGAAAUCAGUUUUACUAUAAGCUGCCAUUAGUUAAUGUUAGUUAUGCAAAGUGAACAAUCUGUGACAGUAUUUAUUCAUCUUUGCUAAUGUUAGUUAAUAAAAAUACAGCUCUUUAUUGUUAUGUCAUGUCAGCUCAGGUCCAUUAAACAUUAAAAUAAAUGUGUAUCUGUUAAUAUGAAUGUACUGCUAGUUCAAAUGAGCAAUAAACAGGAUUAAUAAAUGCUUCAGAAGUAUUUUCCAUAAAUAAAUGCCUCUUUCAUUCA